AUGGUUAAGUCAACGUCUAUCAUACUGUCGCUGGCUGCUUCGGCUGUCGCAGCUCCUACAUGCACUUGGUCGUCCUGGAAGAACGUCAAGAACCUCUUCGUAUUCGGAGAUAGCUACACUCAGACCGGCUUCGACGUCAAUGGCACACAGCCCAAUGCUGCGAAUCCAUUCGGCAACCCUGCCUACCCUGGAUACACAUCCUCCAACGGUCCUAACUGGGUCGGCUUCCUAACCACUACGUACAACGCCAGCUUUGUAAAGACCUACAACAUGGCCUAUGGCGGCGCCACAGUCGACUCAGCCCUCGUGACCCCCUAUGCUCCCACAGUCCUCAGUCUGAAGGACCAGGUCCAAACCGAAUUCCUCCCACGCUACGGAUCGCACCCCAAGGAUACGCCUUGGGCAGCAAAGGACUCUCUUUUCGCCUUCUUCAUCGGUAUCAACGACGUAGGCAACUCAUGGUGGCUCAACAAUGCCACUCUCUAUGACACCAUCUUCACGCGCUACACUGGUCUGCUCGACCAAGUCUACAAGACUGGUGCCCGAAACUUCCUCUUCCUCUCCGUUCCACCAAUUCAGCUUGCGCCUCUCACCUUGAGCAAGAACGAUAGCGGCUACUCUGUUGAGACCGAGGGCAAGGUCAUUGCAGACUGGAACAAGCGCCUCUCCGCCAUGACCACAGCGUUCAAAAAAACCCACACCGACGCUAACCUGUUCGUGCACGACACAUACAAGGUUUUUAACGAUGUCAUCACGAACCCCAAGGCGUAUCCCCAGACCGCGGGCUUGAAGAACGUCACCUCGUACUGCGCCGCAUAUGCCAACGGCACGCCAACAUGGUACACCAAAGACCCCAGCUGCCAGUACGCCGUCAACGAGUACCUAUGGCUCAACGAGCUGCACCCUACCUUCCCGGUUCACAACGCCACGGCUGCGAGUGUGGUCAAGUUUUUGGGUACGCAGAAGUGCACCAAGUAA
Messenger RNA from Ascochyta rabiei, 978 nucleotides. RefSeq lists its product as uncharacterized. Gene Ontology annotation, molecular function: hydrolase activity, acting on ester bonds. The record is from RefSeq and is a predicted model, not a curated record. Bases 1 to 978 code for a protein of 325 amino acids. The transcript has 4 exons. Lineage: Eukaryota; Fungi; Ascomycota; Dothideomycetes; Pleosporales; Didymellaceae.